Messenger RNA from Glycine soja, 993 nucleotides. RefSeq names its product methylesterase 3-like. Gene Ontology annotation, molecular function: methyl salicylate esterase activity; methyl jasmonate esterase activity; methyl indole-3-acetate esterase activity. Gene Ontology annotation, biological process: salicylic acid metabolic process; jasmonic acid metabolic process. Bases 37 to 834 code for a protein of 265 amino acids. The transcript has 3 exons. Lineage: Eukaryota; Viridiplantae; Streptophyta; Magnoliopsida; Fabales; Fabaceae. The record is from RefSeq and is a predicted model, not a curated record.
GUAUAAUCGAAUUCUGAUUCCGAAAAAGUAGCGAAGAUGGAGAGGGAGAAGAAGAGACGUUUGGUAUUGGUUCAUGGAGCCUGCCAUGGGGCGUGGUGUUGGUACAAGGUGGCUGCUUUGUUGAAAUCCAAUGGACACCAAGUCACAGCUCUAGACAUGGCUGCAUCAGGCAUCCAUCCAAAGCAGGUACACGACCUCAAUUCAAUUUCAGAAUAUUUUGAGCCAUUAAUGUACUUUCUAGGGUCUUUGCCAACAGAGGAGCGUGUAAUCCUUGUGGGUCACAGCUUUGGUGGGGCAUGCAUAUCUGUAGCUAUGGAAAUGUUCCCUACCAAGAUUGCUGCUGCGGUAUUUGUUGCCGCUUGGAUGCCUUCUCCUGACCUAAGCUUUUCCACUCUCCUCCAAGAGUUCCAGUAUAGUCGUAUAAUGGAAUCUGAUUUGCACUCAAAGAUCAUGUUUGAUGAGAACACCAGCAAUCAUCGAAAUGGAUCAAGGAUGUUCGGGCCUCAAUUCUUAGCAUCCAAAUUAUACCAACUAUCUCCACCCGAGGACCUGACUCUAGCAAUGUCACUGCUGAGACCCACUCGCAUUUAUGGUGAUGUAGAACUGUUGCGUGAGAAUACAAGACUCACAAAAGACAACUAUGGAACCGUGGCCAAAGCCUAUAUAGUGUGCGAGCAAGACAACGUGUUAAGGAAAGAUUUUCAACUGUCAAUGAUUGAACGAAACCCUCCAAACGAAGUGAAAGUGAUUGUUGGUGCUGAUCACAUGCCCAUGUUCUCCAAACCACAAGAGCUUUUCUCUUACCUUCAAGAGAUUGCGAACACCUAUUACUAGCAAUUGAAUAUAUGCUUGUCGAUUUUAUUAAUUAUGUGUGACGACUAUAAAGAGUGGAAAUCAAAAUUUAUCUUCGUUAACAAGGAAAUAAGUUUUUGUAUUUUUCAAGGAUUUGUAUAGUUGAACCUCGUAUGAAUUGUCAUUUCUACUUUGUGUUUU